Molecule: messenger RNA, 1875 nt
Organism: Alexandromys fortis (reed vole)
Lineage: Eukaryota; Metazoa; Chordata; Mammalia; Rodentia; Cricetidae
Exons: 3
Coding region: 1-1875 (624 amino acids)
Source: RefSeq, a predicted model, not a curated record
AUGAGCUCCAAUGAACAGAUGGCCGUUGAAGAAGUAGGCGUGGACUCCGAGGAUGGGGAGGCCACUGAAGUCUGCCUGGAGGGCCCAAGCUCACUGCAGGGUCUCGACCUGAGCCGUGUUGUGGGAUCUUCACAGAGUAGCAUAAGUGAGGAUGACGUCGAGACUGAGGGCAACUCAGACCUUGAGUCAGGGUCCAAGCUACCGGUGCAGGAUCACAGCGAGCAGUCUGUCUCCUCAGACAGCGACAAAGAAGACUUGAUGGCUUGCUUGCCUCUUGUCGACGACGACGACGACGAUGGGGUUGAGGAAAUGGUGCAGCAGCCAACCGACCAGAUACGCCAAAGUGUUAGAAGCUGCUCCUCCUCAAAAAGCUGUACCGCCCAACAGUCUACCCCUUGGGCAGGUGCAGAGGCCGACCGCAGCAGGAAGGGCAGGCUGGGCAAGAGAUUGGUAGACGUGAAGCGGGCCUCUGGGGCCCCUGUCCACCACAGGGGGGCCAAAGGAGGCAGGGCACACAGGACAAAAAAGAAAAAGAAAACCAUAAAGAGUAGGAAACCAGUCCCUGAGGACAUCCCAGAGCCAUCUCCCGACCCUGACUCAACCUCGGAUGAAGAGAAUGAGGUGCAAGUGAUUAGGGUGAGCAUUUGCUUCAAGAACGGAGGGCAGAUCAUAUCCAGUAAUGCUAUGGAUCCGGGAGAGAAAAUCAAAAUAGAGGAUGUUCAACCCAGGGGCAAUUUUCAUCAUAUGACUGGCUCUCUGCAGGUGGGUGCUCCCAGGAGCCAUGCAUUGGGCAUGGGAAAGCUGGGAGCCUCUUGUUCUAACAGAAAAGCAGCUGCGUCCAGAGGCAAGGAACCAAGCAAGCCCCGUUUCCCAGGAGCUGCUGCGGGUGGGCUAGUGAAGGCCAGUUCUAAGAAAAGGUCAGUCCAGGAGAAGAAAGCCCUCCAGGAUGCCCCAAGAUUCACCGGGCGAAGACCUGUCCCACAGUGUGGACAGAGAUCAAAGGCAGCUCCUGGGGAAACAGCCACCUUCCCUCCAAUAACCUGCGUCUCCACACUUGAGAAUCCUAAAAAGCACUGCGCAACACCUCUAGAAGCCAGCGAGCCUGCACAUGGGCCAUCCAGAAAGAAAGCAACAGCAAAGAAUACAAGGGAGGCCCUGCCAGCAGCCAGGGCAGACAGAGGCCUUGUGUGUCAAGAUACCGUGAAGAAUUUGGCAGCCAUGACUCCAACACCAGAGUCCUGCAAGAUCAAGGAAAAUCCCCGUGCCCGACUUCCAACACGCAGGGCAGUGCGACCUUUCACGUGCAUGCAUCGUGGAGAAAUGAGCAGUGGAGACACCAACCUCCGAGCACCCCAAGUUUCAGCAAAUUCCCAGCUCGUAGCCCUGAAGCGGAGAGGCACCAGCGCCAGAACACCUGCGCCCACUGGUGAAGCAAGAACUCAUGUUGACCCCCUGUGUCCAUGUGCCUUGGAUGUUGUGACCACCUGUGUCCCUGUACCCUUGGAUGUUGUGACCACCUGUGUCCCUGUGCCCUUGGAUGUUGUGACCACCUGUGUCCCUGUGCCCUUGGAUGUUGUGACCACCUGUUUCCCUGUGCCCUUGGAUGUUGUGACCACCUGUGUCCAUGUGCCCUUGGAUGUUGUGACCACCUGUGUCCAUGUGCUCUUGGAUGUUGUGACCACCUGUGUGCCUGUGCCCUUGGAUGUUGUGACCACCUGUGUCCAUGUGCCCUUGGGUGUUGUGACCACCUGUGUCCAUGUGCCCUUGGAUGUUGUGACCACCUGUGUGCCUGUGCCCUUGGGUGUUGUGACCACCUGUGUGCCUGUGCCCUUCGAUGUUGUGACCACCUGUGUCCAUGUGCCUUGGAUGUUGUGA